Colletotrichum higginsianum IMI 349063 is the source of this 13056-nucleotide messenger RNA. Its product is annotated as Dynein heavy chain. The coding region runs from base 1 to 13056 and encodes 4351 amino acids. Gene Ontology annotation, biological process: microtubule-based movement. The record is from RefSeq and is a predicted model, not a curated record. Gene Ontology annotation, molecular function: ATP hydrolysis activity; ATP binding; minus-end-directed microtubule motor activity. Lineage: Eukaryota; Fungi; Ascomycota; Sordariomycetes; Glomerellales; Glomerellaceae. The transcript is spliced from 3 exons. Gene Ontology annotation, cellular component: dynein complex.
AUGGAGGUGGCAUCGCCCCAACUCCCCGGCGCGAACGGCGUCGCCUCGCCCACCGCCGAUCCCUCGAUCGAUUCGAAUGGCGUUCUCGACCAUGUCGCUCAAGCAUGCCAGAUAGCCCUCGGGGCCACGAGCGAAGACCUCCAGAGCCCAGGGAGCUUACUCCACAAGCACCGUUACUCCGACACGCUCCAGCGCUGCACCCGUUUCGCGACUGAUUCCCUCAUCGCCCUGUACAUUCAGAAGGACAUCCUGCCGGCGUCCACAAUACAAAAUGGUGCCGAAGACCUGAAGUCCCCGGCCUACACAUACUCCCUGACGACCGAGAUAUCCUCUUUGACCCCGACGACCGUGUCGUGGCUCGUUCUGCUCAAGCAACGCCCCGGACCCAUCGAUCACACACUCCCGCUUACUUCCCAGAUACUUAUCACCAACCUGCCGGGCCCUGCGACCCUAAACGCCACCGCCGGCGAGCAGGGCCCCUCCACGUCGCCCUUUGAGGUUUUGCACUCCUACGUUCACCAUGUGUUGGCACAGUACUUCGAUGCCAACACCCGCAGCCAGAUCGCCAAUGGUGCCAGGGGCAGGGCCGAUGUGGACUCGAAGACGGGAAUUCCCGUCACCAAGAAGAGGUGGAACGAUCUGGAGCUGAGCUUGCUUCACCUGCAGCAGAAUGUCGAAAUCCCCGAGGUGUCCCUGAUGUUUCACACAAUGGUACAGAAUGCACUGGAGGAGGCCGAAUCGCGGCACUCGAAGCCUACACUUGAUCUCAUUCCCAGUACCGACCUCACAAACAGCACCUUCCUCAACAGCUUGCAGAACAACGUGAACAGCUGGAUCAAGUCGAUCCAGGUCAUCACAAGGAUGACAAGAGACCCUGCGGACAACGCCAAGGAUUUCAAGUUCACCGCCAGUCAGGAAGUUAACUUUUGGCUGUCGAUGGAGUCCGCUCUGGAGGGAAUUGAGGGUCAGCUCCGCAGCGAGGGCGUUCUGUUGACCUUGGAGAUUCUCAAGCACGCCAAGCGUUUCCAGGCCACCGUCAGUUUUACUGCCGACACGGGCUUGAAGGAGGCCAUGGAGAAGGUUCAGAAGUACAAUCAGCUCAUGCGAGAUUUCCCGCUUGAUGAGCUGCUCUCCGCCACGUCCCUGUCCAAGGUGAAGGAUGCCAUCAUCCAAAUAUUUGGUCACCUGAACAGAAAACUAAGGAUCUGUCCCUAUCCUAUUCGGAGAGCAUUGCCGCUGGUGGAGGCCAUCUCUGGGGAUCUGGAUGAGGUGCUGCAUCGACUUCUGCCCGGAACGGAGCUUGUGAACCUUGACUACAACGAGUUUAAGGCCAUUAUGAAGUCCAGCGAUGACAUCUUCACCACCUGGGACGAGAGUAUCAAGGAGUUCACCAAUGUCGCCCGCGAGGUCACCCGCCGGAGAAACGAAAAGUUCAUUCCCAUCAAAGUCAACCCCAAGCAUGCCGAGCUUCAGAGUCGCCUCAAGUAUGUAAGCACAUUCCGCGAUAACCACGAGCAACUCCAACGCACCAUUGUCAACGUGCUCGGCCCCAAGGCUACUGUGAGCGGCUUGACCGAGACCACCAACACCAACGGCGUUGUCGUCGUGGAGGAGAUGGGUGACGUGGACGCGGUCGAAGAAGUCAAGCAGGCGUGGGAGGCGCUGAAGAACGUCGACCUACUGGACGUCUCCGCCGAGGGCACGGAGAGAUGGGCCAAGGCCGAAAACAUGUACAAUGAACGGACGUCUCGAGUUGAGAACUCCAUCAUCGCGCGCUUGCGUGACCGUCUGGCCACGGCCAAGAACGCCAACGAGAUGUUCCGCGUCUUCUCCAAGUUCAACGCGCUUUUUGUGCGUCCCAAGAUUCGUGGUGCCAUCGCUGAGUAUCAGAACCAGCUGAUGGAGCAUGUCAAACAAGCCAUCCACGGCCUCCACGAGCGCUUCAAGCAGCAGUACGGCCACUCCGAGGCCCAUGCUAUGGCCCAGCUGCGUGACCUACCGCCUGUCUCUGGUGCCAUCAUCUGGGCUCGCCAGAUCGAGCAUCAGCUCGAUAACUACAUGAAGAAGGUCGAGGACGUGCUGGGUUCCGAGUGGGCCAUCCAUGCCGAGGGCCAGAAGCUCCAGAGCGAGAGCAACCUCUUCAGGAAGAAGCUCGACACGCAAACAAUCUACAAGGCGUGGCUCGACGACGUUCAGCGCCGGCAGAUUUCCAUAUCGGGCUUCUUGUUUGACAUCCGACGCAUGCGAUCGACGGGCGGCAACUAUGAGCUUCUGGUCAACUUUGACCCCCAAGUCAUCACCCUUUUCAAGGAGACCCGGAAUCUUAUGUGGCAGAACUACGCCGUUCCCCACUCGAUCAACAACGUGUCCAAGGACGCCAAGCGUGUCUACCCGUUUGCAGUCAGUCUCAUGGAGAGCGUCCGCACCUUCUCGCAGACGAUGCGCCAGAUAUCCGAGAUGGGCGAGGAGGCCGUCCUUGUUUAUGGGUACAGAAACGACGUCUACGCACUUGUCUCCAGAGGCGUCCCCCUCAGGUGGGAGUCGUUUGUCAAUUCGCAUGAAAUUUUCUUUUCCACCAAAAACAACGCGACCCUCCCCAACGUGUCCGAGUUUGGGCUUUCGAAGCCGUCGGAGAGCAAGCACAGCCUCUUUAUCCGCGAGUUCGCCGCCGCCGUGUCUCUGCUGCAGACCAAGACCGCCUCUUUGGCAUCCAUCCAUGCGACUGUGGAGAAGGCGGUUGCCGAACUCAACGCUUGCCCCUAUGAAGCCAGCGCUUUUGCCUCGCGCCUGGAGACCAUUCAGACAGCUGUCGACCAGCUCAACCUGGAGCAGUAUGUCAACCUGCCCUAUUGGGUCGAAAACAUGAAUCAGAAGCUCAAGGAGGUGCUUCUCGGUCGUCUACAAGAGGCCAUUCUGGCUUGGAUCCAAGCCUUCGAGGACGACUACCUUGACGACGGUCGCCGCAAGCAAGUCACAGAGAAUGGCGAGGAACCUGUACAAGAGGGACCGGCCAUCAGGCGCUUGAUCCAUGAGCUGUCCAUGCGGAAUCAGGUGAUCUACUUGGAUCCUCCUCUGGAGUAUGCGCGCUCAAGCUGGUUUGUCCAGCUACAUGAGUGGCUGGGAAUCGUCUGCAACCUCAAAAAGAUCAAGGCCACGCGCUACCAGAUGACCUUGACAACGACUACGAUGGACGAGCCUCACUUUGACGACCUCCCGAGCAAUUGCACGGAUUUGCUCAGCCGCGUGUACGUGUCUGUUGAGAAGAAGCUCCGUGACAUUGGGUCCUAUGUCGACAAGUGGCUGCAGUUCCAGUCUCUCUGGGAUCUUCAGUCGGAGCAGGUGUACGAGGCUCUCGGUGAUCAGCUCUCGAGAUGGCUUCAGCUUCUUCAGGAGAUUCGGAAGACUCGCCAGACUUUUGAUACCCAGGAAGUCAGCCGGCAGUUCGGUCACAUCACCAUUGACUACGACCAGGUGCAGACCAAGGUCAACGCCAAGUAUGACCAGUGGCAGCACGAGAUUUUGAUGAAAUUUGCCAGCAGACUUGGCAACCGCAUGCGUGAAGUUCACGCCGAUAUUGAGAAGGCCCGUCGAGACCUCGAAAGCCAAGGCUUAGAUGCGUCUUCAACCGCUCAAGCCGUCCAGUUUAUCACCGUCGUGCAGGCUUGCAGACGCAACGUGAAGCUUUGGGCACCUGAGAUCGACAUGUUCAGACAGGGACAGUCCACCCUCGUGCGUCAGCGCUACCAGUUCGCCAACGACUGGCUUCACAUAGAACAGAUUGACAGCUCGUGGGAGUCCCUGACGGAGAUCUUGGAGAAGAAGUCCAAGAUUGUGCAGGAUCAAACCGACGCUCUCAAAUCAAAGAUCAUCGCCGAGGACAAGAUCGUCAACGACAGAAUUGCCGAAGUCGCCGUGCAGUGGAACGAUGAGAAGCCUGUUUCCGGUACUAUCCAGCCCGAUGUUGCAUCCGCGACCCUGAGCUCCUUCGAGGCCAGAAUCUCCAAGCUGCAAUCCGACUUCGAGAUGGUCGCCAAGGCCAAGGAAGCUCUCGACAUUCCUGCCGCCACGGACACCUCUCUGGGCACUAUUUUGGAAGAAGUACAGGAUUUCCAAUCUGUCUGGUCCAACCUGUCCACUAUCUGGGCUAGUCUCAACGAAACGAGGGAGAUCUUGUGGACUGCCGUUCAGCCCAGAAAGAUUCGGUCCAAGAUUGACGACCUCAUCAAGAGUACCAAGGACAUGCCCAGUCGCAUGCGCCAAUACGCUGCGUUUGAGCAUGUCCAGACUAUCCUCCGCGGCCUGCUGAAGGUCAACUCUGUUCUUUCUGACCUCAAGUCGGAGGCGAUUCGUGAUCGCCACUGGACCAAGAUUUACAAGCAGAUCAAGCCUGGCAAGCGAUACUCGCCGGUCUCGAUGACACUCGGCGACGUUUGGGACCUCAAUCUCGUCGCUACAGAAGUCAUUGUCAGAGACAUCAUUGCCCAGGCCCAGGGUGAGAUGGCCCUGGAGGAGUUUCUCAAACAGGUUCGCGAGACGUGGUCCACUUACGGGCUGGAGCUCGUCAACUACCAGAACAAGUGCCGUCUCAUCCGUGGCUGGGACGAUUUGUUUGCGAAGUGCAGUGAGAACUUGAACUCUCUCCAGGCGAUGAAGCACUCGCCCUACUACAAGGAGUUCGAAGAGGAGGCGUCAUCGUGGGAGGACAAGCUCAACAGAGUCCACGUCCUCUUCGAUGUCUGGAUCGACGUCCAACGCCAAUGGGUUUACCUCGAGGGUGUCUUCACCGGCAACGCCGACAUCAAGCACCUGUUGCCCGUCGAGUCCUCUAGAUUCCAGAACAUCAACAGCGAAUUCUCCGCCGUCAUGAAGAAGGUCUACAAGCAGCCCUACGUUCUGGACGUUCUCACAAUCCCCAACGUCCAGAAGUCUCUCGAGAGAUUGGCUGAGCUUCUCAACAAGAUCCAAAAGGCCCUGGGUGAAUACCUCGAGAAGGAGCGUGUCUCAUUCCCCCGAUUCUACUUUGUCGGUGACGAGGAUCUUCUUGAAAUGAUCGGCAACAGCAAUGACACUUUGCGCAUCGCGAAGCACUUCAAGAAAAUGUUUGCUGGUCUUUCUGGGCUCAUCAUGGACGACGAGACGAUCAUCUCUGGCUUCACAUCCAAGGAGGGCGAAGCCGUCCGUCUCAAGAAGGAGAUCUCGCUUGCCAAGACACCCAAGAUCAACGACUGGCUCGCUCUACUGGAGAACGGCAUGAAGAACACACUAGCCGAGCUCCUCGCGGAGGCUGUCGAUCAGUACACCCCCAUCUUUGAGUCUGAGAAGAUCGAGAAAGAGGCCAUGGAUACGUUCAUGGAAGCUUUCCCCAGUCAGAUCGUCGUCCUCGCGACCCAGGUCGUUUGGACGACAGCCGUUGAAAAAUCCCUGGUUGAUGGGGGCAAGACGCUACAGUCGCUCUACGACCGCGAGGUCCAGGUGCUUCGCCUCCUUGCCGACACCGUCCUGGGCGAUCUUGAAAUCAUCCAGCGCAAAAAGUGCGAACAGCUCAUCACCGAAUGCGUUCAUCAGCGAGACGCCAUCGAGAAGUUGACCAGCCUCAACGCCACCACGCCGACUCACUACUGGUGGCUGCUUCAGAUGCGCUACGUCUACACUCCCGAGGGCGACUUCUUUCAACGCCUACAGGUCAAGAUGGCCAACGCCACGCUCGCCUAUGGGUUUGAGUAUCUCGGAGUUCCCGACCGCCUCGUCAGAACACCCCUUACGGAUCGAUGCUUCCUCACCCUCACCCAAGCCCUCCAGCAACGGCUGGGUGGAUCUCCUUACGGUCCUGCCGGAACGGGUAAGACGGAGUCAGUCAAGGCUCUCGGCCUCCAGCUUGGUCGUUUCACCCUUGUCUUCUGCUGCGACGACACUUUCGACUUCCAGGCCAUGGGCCGCAUCUUCCUCGGUAUCUGCCAAGUUGGUGCGUGGGGAUGUUUCGACGAGUUUAACCGUCUCGAGGAGAGGAUCUUAUCGGCCGUCUCGCAGCAGAUUCAGAACAUUCAGCUCGGCUUGAAACAAGGAGCCGAAGACGAGAAGGCCCAGACCGAGCUCGUUGGACGACAGCUCCGCGUCAACGCGAACACUGGCAUCUUCAUCACCAUGAACCCCGGCUACGCUGGCCGUUCCAACCUCCCGGACAACUUGAAGAAGCUGUUCCGCAGUGUUGCCAUGUCCAAACCUGACAAGGAGCUCAUUGCCGAAGUCAUGCUGUACUCCCAGGGCUUCAACCAGGCUAAACAGCUCUCGAAGCACACGGUCCCAUUCUUCGACCAGUGCGCGGCGAGAUUGUCGAAGCAGGCCCAUUACGACUUUGGUCUCCGUGCCCUGAAGAGCGUCCUCGUCAGCUCAGGAGGGCUGAAGCGUGCGCGACUUCUCGAGAGCGAUGGCAGCCUUGGGGCCGAAGAAGUGGUCGAGCCUGAGAUCAUCGUCCAGAGCAUCCGGGAAACCAUUGCGCCCAAGCUGAUCAAGAGCGAUGUCGAGAUCCUCACCGAGGUCGAAGAGGCCUGCUUCCCCGGCGUCAAGUACGUCCCGGCCAACCUGCACCAGCUCGAGGAGGCCAUCAGAACCCUUGCGGACGAGAGACAGCUGGUUGUCAACGACACCUGGAUGACCAAGGUCCUCCAAUUGUACCAGAUCCAAAAGAUCCACCACGGCGUGAUGAUGGUCGGUAACUCGGGCACGGGCAAAUCUGCCGCCUGGACCCUUCUGCUCGACGCACUCCAGAAGGUCGAGGGUGUGGAGGGUGUGCAGCAUGUCAUUGACUCCAAGGUCAUGUCCAAGGAGGCGCUGUACGGAAACCUCGACUCCACCACCCGUGAGUGGACGGACGGUCUCUUCACCAGUAUCCUGCGCAAGAUUGUCGACAAUCUUCGAGGCGAGGAUUCCAAGCGCCACUGGAUUGUCUUCGACGGUGACGUCGACCCUGAAUGGGUCGAGAACUUGAACAGUGUGUUGGACGACAACAAGCUCCUCACCCUGCCCAACGGUGAGCGUCUCAACUUGCCCGCCAACGUCCGCAUCAUGUUCGAGGUCGAGACCUUGAAGUACGCCACUCUUGCCACGGUCAGUCGUUGCGGCAUGGUCUGGUUCAGCGAAGACACUGUUACGCCGACUAUGAUGCUCGAGCACUAUCUCGGCACGCUUCGCUCCAAGCCUUUUGAGGACCUCGACGAGGACAAUGUCGCAGCUGGACAGAGUCCCGCAAAGGCUCUCGCCAUCCAGUCCCAAGUGGCCGACCUCCUCGGUGCUUUCCUUUCCGGGGAAGACUUCCUCGUGGCUGCACUCAAGGAAGCCGAGAGUUACAAUCACAUCAUGGACUUCACUGUCGCGCGUGUGCUCAACACCCUAUUCUCUCUCCUGAACAAGGCAGUGCGCGACAUGAUCGAGUACAAUGCCCAGCACUCCGACUUCCCUCUGGAUCCUGAUCAGGUCGAAGCCUUCAUCGCGAAGAAGCUUCUCCUCGCGCUCGUAUGGGCUCUCACCGGCGACUGUCCUCUAAACGACCGCAAGUCUUUUGGAGAUGCUGUCUGCGGCCUUGCCAGCUUCGGCAACCCGCCUCUCGACGGCACUAGCUCGCUCAUUGACUUCGACGUCACUCUCCCCAAGGCCGAGUGGGCGCCGUGGCAGAACCAGGUGCCGACCAUCGAGGUCAACACCCACUCUGUCACGCAGACCGACGUGGUCAUUCCGACGCUGGAUACCGUGCGUCACGAGGAUGUCCUGUACUCCUGGUUGGCCGAGCACAAGCCGCUGCUUCUUUGCGGUCCUCCCGGUUCGGGUAAGACGAUGACGCUGUUCAGCGCUCUCCGCAAGCUUCCCAACAUGGAGGUUGUCGGUCUCAACUUCUCCAGCGCAACGACGCCUGAUCUCCUGAUCAAGACCUUUGAGCAAUACUGCGAGUACAAGAAGACCCUGAACGGAGUAAUGCUCUCGCCGACCCAGAUCGGCAGAUGGUUGGUCAUUUUCUGCGACGAAAUCAACUUGCCCGCGCCCGACAAAUACGGAACGCAGAGAGCCAUCUCCUUCCUGCGUCAACUCGUCGAGCACAACGGUUUCUGGAGAACAUCGGACAAGUCCUGGGUCACCCUCGACCGUAUCCAGUUCGUCGGUGCUUGCAACCCGCCCACCGAUGCAGGCCGUACGCCCCUUGGUGCUAGGUUCCUCCGUCACGCUCCUCUCAUCAUGGUCGAUUACCCCGGAGAGCUCUCCCUGCUGCAGAUCUACGGUACUUUCAACUCGGCCGUUCUCAAGAUUAUCCCGUCUCUCCGCGGCUACUCGGAACCGCUGACCCAAGCCAUGGUCAAGCUCUAUCUCGAGUCGCAACAGCGCUUCACGCCCAAGAUCCAGCCUCACUACGUGUACAGUCCUCGUGAGCUUACCCGAUGGGUGCGAGGUAUCUACGAGGCCAUCCGGCCUCUGGAGACCCUUUCCAUCGAGGGACUCGUCCGCAUCUGGGCGCACGAAGCGCUGCGACUCUUCCAAGAUCGUCUCGUCGCUGAGGAUGAACGCCAAUGGACCGAUGACGCCGUCCGACGGAUCGCCCUUGAGCUCUUCCCCACUGUUGAUGACCAAAAGGCUCUCGGCGGCCCCAUCCUCUUCUCUAACUGGCUGUCGAAGAACUACGUACCUGUCGACCGGGAGCAGCUCCGAGACUUCGUCAAGGCCAGACUCAAGACCUUCUGCGAGGAAGAGGUUGACGUGCCUCUCAUUCUGUUCAACGAUGUCCUGGAACACGUCCUGCGGAUCGACCGUGUUUUCAGACAGCCUCAGGGCCAUCUUAUUCUCAUCGGUGUCAGCGGCAGUGGAAAGACGACGCUUUCGCGCUUCGUGGCAUGGAUGAACGGCCUCAAGGUCUUCCAGAUCAAGGUUCAUGGCAAGUACUCCGCCGAAGACUUUGAUGACGAUCUCCGGGAUGUCCUCCGUCGCUGUGGUUGCAAGGGAGAGAAGAUCUGCUUCAUCAUGGACGAGGCCAAUGUUCUCGACUCUGGUUUCCUCGAGCGGAUGAACACUCUGCUCGCCAACGCCGAGGUUCCGGGUCUUUUCGAGGGAGACGAGUUCGCCGCGCUCAUGACGGCUUGCAAGGAGGGUGCCCAGCGACAGAACUUGCACUUGGACUCGCCCGAGGAACUCUACAAAUGGUUCACUCAGCAGAUUGUCAAGAACCUGCACGUCGUGUUCACGAUGAACCCGCCAGAAGGCGGUCUCGGAUCCAAGGCCGCGACCAGUCCCGCCCUGUUCAACCGUUGCGUGCUCAACUGGUUCGGCGACUGGUCCGAUCAGGCCCUCUUCCAGGUCGGCCACGAACUCACCCAGUCGAUGGACCUGGACCGCCCCAACUUCCAGGCGCCUGAUACCAUCCCGGUCGCGUACCGCGGCCUCAGCCUGCCCCCCUCGCACCGCGAGACCAUCGUCAACUCCAUGGUCUACAUCCACUACUCCCUUCAGAGAUUCAACACCAAGCUGUUCAAGCAGCAGGGCAAGGUCACCUUCCUCACCCCCCGACACUUCUUGGAUUUCGUCGCGCAGUACGUCAAGCUCUACAACGAGAAGCGCGAGGAUCUGGAGGAACAGCAGCGCCAUCUCAAUGUCGGUCUCGAGAAGCUGCGAGACACGGUCGACAAGGUUCGCGACCUGAGAGUCAGCCUUGCGGAGAAGAAGUCCCAGCUCGAGAAGAAGGACGCCGAGGCCAACGAGAAGCUGCAGCGCAUGGUUGCGGACCAGAGAGAGGCCGAACAGAGAAAGAACACCUCCUUGGAGAUCCAGGUUGCCUUGGAGAAGCAAGAGGCCGAGGUGGCCACAAGAAGAAAGGUGGUGUUGGAGGACCUCGCCAAGGCCGAGCCCGCCGUCGAAGAGGCCAGGGCCAGUGUUAGCAACAUCAAGCGCCAGCACCUGACCGAAGUCCGUUCCAUGGGUAACCCUCCCCAGGGUGUCAGACUGGCCCUCGAGUCCGUCUGCGCUCUGCUGGGCCACAAGGUCAACGACUGGAGGAUGAUCCAAGGUAUCAUCCGUCGCGACGAUUUCAUUGCCAGCAUCGUCAACUUCGACAACGAGCGCCAGAUGACCAAGUCCCUGCGUGUCAAGAUGCGCAACGAGUUCUUAUCAAACCCCGAGUUCACCUUCGACAAGGUCAACCGUGCCAGCAAGGCCUGCGGUCCUCUGGUGCAGUGGGUGGAGGCACAGGUCUCGUACUCUGAGAUCCUGGACAGAGUCGGCCCUCUCCGAGACGAGGUCGACCAGCUCGAGGAGCAGGCUCUGCAAACCAAGGCGGAGGCCAAGGCCGUGGAGAACACCAUCAACAACCUCGAGUCGAGCAUCGCCCAGUACAAGACGGAGUACGCUGCGCUCAUCAGCGAGACCCAGGCUAUCAAGUCCGAGAUGUCCAAGGUCCAGUUCAAGGUCGACAGGAGUGUCAAGCUCCUCGACAGCCUGUCGUCCGAGAGAGUGCGCUGGGAGGAGGGCAGCAAGUCCUUUGAGACGCAGAUCAGCACCCUCGUCGGCGACGUGCUCGUCGCCGCCGCCUUCUUGGCCUACAGCGGUCUGUACGACCAGACCUUCCGCAAGUCGAUGAUGGACGACUGGCUGCACCAGCUGCAGCUCUCUGGCGUCUUGUUCAAGUCGCACAACCCGGUCACCGAGUACCUUUCGACGGCCGAUGAGCGCCUCAGCUGGCAGGAGAAUAGCUUGCCGGUCGAUGACCUGUGCACGGAGAACGCCAUCAUCCUGAAGCGGUUCAACCGCUACCCUCUCAUCAUCGAUCCUUCCGGCAGAGUCACAGAGUUCUUGCAGAAGGAGAGCAAAGAGCGUCGCCUGACUGUCACCAGUUUCUUAGAUGAUUCAUUUACCAAGCAGUUGGAGAGUUCGCUGCGUUUCGGCAACCCCAUCCUCAUCCAGGAUGCCGAGUACCUCGAUCCUAUCCUCAACCACGUCCUCAACAAAGAAUACCAGAAGACUGGUGGGCGUGUUUUGAUCCAGCUCGGCAAGCAGCAGAUCGACUUCUCGCCGUCGUUCAAGAUUUACCUGUCGACCCGCGACCCGUCGGCCACGUUUGCUCCCGACAUUUGCUCUCGAACCACAUUCGUCAACUUCACGGUUACGCAGAGCAGUCUCCAGACCCAGUCCCUUAACGAUGUGCUCAAGUCCGAGAGGCCAGAUGUCGACGAGCGGCGAUCCAACCUCAUCAAGCUUCAGGGAGAGUUCAAGAUCCAUCUGCGACAGCUGGAGAAGCGUCUUUUACAAGCUCUCAACGAGUCUCGCGGAAACAUCCUCGACGAUGACAACGUCAUCGAGACUCUGGAGACGCUGAAGACGGAGGCUGCCGAGAUUUCGGACAAGAUGAGCAACACCGAGGGCGUCAUGGCGGAAGUUGAAGAGAUCACCCAACAGUACAGCAUCAUCGCCCGCUCCUGCAGUACCGUCUUUGCGGUGCUGGAGCAGCUUCACUACCUCAACCACUUCUACCAAUUCUCGCUCCAGUACUUCCUCGACAUCUUCCACUCCGUCCUCCAUGGCAACAAGAACCUUGCCAACGAGACAAACCACAACAUCCGCCGUGACGUUAUCGUCAAGGACCUCUUCGUCACAACGUUCAAGCGGACUGCACUGGGCCUGCUUCAGAAGGACCGAAUCACGCUGGCCAUGCUGCUUGCCCAGGCCACGCCCUACAAGAUGGACAAGACGCUGAUUGACAUUAUUCUUGACGAUCGUGUGGAGGGCAAGGAUCUCUCCACCGACAAGGAUGCCAAGGACGAUGUCUUUGCCCGCGCUGGCCGCAUGAACGCGCUCAAGGAGAAGCUCGAUAGGGUAUCCUCUGCUGACUGGGACAAGUUUUUGACGGAGGAGCUUGCGGAGAACUUUGUGCCCCCGAUCUGGGAGGACACCACGGAGGCCUUCGACCAGGCCCUGCAGUCCCUGCUCCUCGUCAAGCUGUUCCGCCUCGACCGGUUCGUCCCGGCCGCCGAGCGCUUCGUCACCCUCGUCUUCGGCUCUGACACAUUUGACGUUGUUGAGGACCUCAAGGAGACCGUGAGCCAGGUGCCGGCCACGAGACCGAUUUCCUUGGUCUCCAGCCCUGGUUUCGAUGCCAGCUACAAGGUGGACAACCUCGUCGAGAGGAUGCGCGUCAAGUGCACAAACAUCGCCAUGGGUUCCAACGAGGGUCUCGCAAGCGCCGACAAGGCAAUUAGCAACGCCGCACAACUCGGCAACUGGGUCCUGGUCAAGAACGUCCAUCUCGCUCCUACGUGGCUGCAGAGUCUCGAGAAGCGCAUGGAAUCGCUCAAUCCCCACUCGGACUUCCGGCUGUUUUUGUCGAUGGAGUCGAGUCCCAAGAUUCCCGUCAACUUGCUCCGCGCCUCGAGAGUGCUCAUGUACGAGCAGCCCGCCGGUGUGCGCGCCAAUAUGAAGGACUCCAUGUCCUCCCUGUCGACGAGGGCCACCAAGGCCCCUGUGGAGCGCACAAGACUGUACCUUCUGCUCGCGUUCUUGCACGCCGUCGUCCAAGAGCGUCUGCGCUACGCCCCCAGCCUGGGUUGGAAGGGCUUCUGGGAGUUCAAUGACAGCGAUUACGAAUGCUCGGCAUUCAUCAUUGACACGUGGGUCGAGAAGGCCGCCGGCAACCGCACAAACAUUGCACCCCAGAGCAUCCCCUGGGAGAUGAUCCGCUACCUUGUGACGGAAACAUACGGCGGCAAGAUCGACAACGAGGGCGACUUCAAGCAGCUGAACGAGCUGGUACACUCGUUCCUGACUCCCUCAGCCUACGAUGUCGGCCACAAACUCGUCGAAGGCGCAGAUAACCAGGAGGAGGGCAGCCUCGUCGUACCGUCAGGCACCUCCCUACAGGACUUUAUGGCAUGGAUCCACAAGCUGCCGGAGCGUGAGCCGCCCACGUACCUAGGUCUGCCUGCCAACGCAGAGAAGCUGCUUCUUGUCGGUCUCGGACGCAGCCUCAUCGGCAACUUGAAGAAGGUGACGGAAUUGUUGGAGGAGGGUGAGCAGCUCAUGGUCGAAGCCUAG